Ceraceosorus guamensis is the source of this 888-nucleotide messenger RNA. RefSeq names its product putative SEC14-phosphatidylinositol/phosphatidylcholine transfer protein. Bases 1 to 888 code for a protein of 295 amino acids. Lineage: Eukaryota; Fungi; Basidiomycota; Exobasidiomycetes; Ceraceosorales; Ceraceosoraceae. The transcript has 8 exons. The record is from RefSeq and is a predicted model, not a curated record.
AUGAUGCACGCUCAGGAUCACCUGUCUGGAAGACCUGGCCACCUCGACCCUGGACAACAGCACCAGCUGAAGAAGUUUAGGCAAAUCAUCGAGGAGAAGGGCCUGUACGACCCACUUCGACACGAUGAGGCUUGCAUGUGCCGCUUCCUGCGAGCGCGCAAAUGGGAUCUGAACGCAGCGUUGGAGAUGUUCGAAGCUGCGGAAAAGUGGAGAAAGGAAUUCAAAGUGGAUGAGCUGUACCACCAGUUCGAGUACCCCGAAAAGCAAGAGGUGGAUAAAUACUACCCGCAAUUCUACCACAAGACGGACAAUGACGGGCGACCAAUCUACAUUGAGCAGCUUGGAAAAUUGGACCUUAGGGCGUUGUACCAGGUGACCACCCCCGAGAGGCAAUUGCAGAAGCUCGUUGUGGAGUACGAAAAGUUUCAACGCGAGAGGUUGCCGGUGGUGUCCAAAGAAAGAGGAGAGCUCGUCGAGACGAGCUGCACGAUCAUGGACCUCAAGAACGUGGGCGUGGGUCAAUUUUGGAAGGUCUCCACCUACGUGCAGCAAGCUAGCAACAUCGGCCAGCACUACUACCCAGAGACGAUGGGCAAGUUCUACAUCAUUAAUGCGCCGUACAUCUUCACCACCGUCUGGUCCGUGGUGAAGGGCUGGUUGGAUCCGGUGACAGUCGAGAAGAUCAGAAUCCUUGGCAGUGGAUACGAAAAGGAGUUGACGGAGCAGAUUCCGCCCGAGAACCUGCCUGCUAGCCUUGGAGGCACGUGCAACUGCCCCGAAGGAUGCAGCUUGUCGGAUGCGGGACCUUGGAACACGGAAGAAGGAAAGCGCAUCCUUCAAGAAGUCAGAGCGGACAAGGACAAGGAGGUCAAAGCUGCGGCUCAGUAG